Paralichthys olivaceus (Japanese flounder) is the source of this 1006-nucleotide messenger RNA. It is a transcript of the gene cfap300, whose product is annotated as cilia and flagella associated protein 300. NCBI's taxonomy places the organism in Eukaryota, Metazoa, Chordata, Actinopteri, Pleuronectiformes, Paralichthyidae. The record is from RefSeq and is a predicted model, not a curated record.
UGGUGAAGAGGAGCUGCUGCUCACGGUUCAUCGUGAAGAAGCAGUAACAACAACAACAUGGCAGAGGAGAGGUUUGCGUUUGAGCAAAGUUUUUCUUUUAAGGCUCUUCCCACCAGGAAGUUCUUCUUCCUGCAGGACACAGGGGUUUCAGCGCUGUUAAUGAAAUGGUCCAUGCAGGGAAGGAUCUCAGCUCAGUCUUUCAGCUUUGAUCAGAACUUUCACUCUUACAACUGUGAAAGGUUUGCACUGGAUUUCUUCAGAGACCCUGAUGUGGUAUCCUGUCUGAAAAAGAUGGAGGCCGGAGUCUGGGUGCCUCUUGACAAGCCUGUGGUGUCUGUCCAUGUGGAGGUGAUACCAUGCACCGAAGUCUCCAUGGAGCUCUUUGACCCAAUCUUCUCUUGUGGCAUCCUGAGGCCCACUGGACAUGUAGUUAAAUGCUUUCACGAUGUCUACCCCGACUAUGAUGAACUCAGACAGAUGCUGCAGGAGGAGGACACCGAGCACUACUACGUGGUCGGGAGGGAGCAGCGGGGAGAGUUUCUGUUUCGCCUCUUCAAGCACCUGUGUCUUGGUGGAGAGCUCUGUCAGUACGAAGACACCAUCCACCCUUACAUCAACACCACCAAGCAAGUGUACAAAGAUCUGAUCAGUGUUCAGAAGGAUCCAGACACAAAGAGGAUCAGCGUUGUUUCCACGGUGCUCAAAGUCAGCACCUAUGAUGAAUCUGGACGUUGUUUCCCUGGGAUACAAGAGGAGGAGCAGACGUUUGCCUAUUUGAUUGUCGACCCCUACAGACGUCAUGUGACUUUGUUCUGCCACUUCUACGGUGUUGGAAACUUUACACUAUGACAUAAAGAAAUCCAUAAUCCGUAAAAGCUCUGCCGUCAGUUAACUUUACUUUUUUUAGGAAUUCGAGUUACACAAGGGAAGAAAUAAUUUUGUUCUUCCAACUUAUGUCAAUGUUUUUUAACCUGUACUUGCUCUAAAUAAAUGUUUGUAAACUCAA